Messenger RNA from Mustela erminea (ermine), 3968 nucleotides. Its product is annotated as zinc finger protein 419-like. Lineage: Eukaryota; Metazoa; Chordata; Mammalia; Carnivora; Mustelidae. The coding region runs from base 1827 to 2945 and encodes 372 amino acids. The record is from RefSeq and is a predicted model, not a curated record. The transcript is spliced from 3 exons. Gene Ontology annotation, biological process: negative regulation of transcription by RNA polymerase II. Gene Ontology annotation, molecular function: RNA polymerase II cis-regulatory region sequence-specific DNA binding; DNA-binding transcription repressor activity, RNA polymerase II-specific.
GGCAGAGGCUUUAACCCACUGAGCCACCCAGGUGCCCCCCAAAACAUGCAUUUUUAUGAUGAAAUACAGGCUGUUCCUGUUUUGUUGCCUCAAUCUCUUCUUUUUUUCCUUUGAAUAUUUCUUCGCAUCCUGGCAUCCUUUGUUAAAAAGAUGUAUGUAUUUAUUUACUUACUUGUUUUAGAGAGUGUGAAGUGGGGGGAGAGGGGUGAAAGAGGGAGAGAGGGCAAGAAUCCCAAGCAUCCUCACGUGGGACUGAUAUCACAGCCCUUACAUCAUGACCUAAGCUGAAACCAAGAGUCAGAUGCUUAAUGGAUUGAGCCACACAGGUGCCCCCUGGCAUCCUUUAAUAACAUGUAUUAAGCAAAGGUUUUGGCUUUGGUUGUUGUGAAUCUUUUAGUAGUGUUGGGUUUCAGUUUCCUGGCUCCAGUUUGUUAUGAUAUCUUUUCUCCACGAUGUUUUGGGUACUCCUUCUUAUGGAUAUUGUCAAGAUUUGUCUUUUCUCUUUAAUUUUACCCUUUAUGUAUAUUUUCUUUGGCUUUUUUUUUUUGAGAUUCUUUGUGUAUAUUAAUGCAGUUUUCUUAAGUUGUGAUUAAGAUUUGUUAAAAUUACUGUACUUAACUGUUUUCACUUCCUGAUAAAUCUGUGUGCCAUGUUACUAAUUUUAUCUUUGUGAACACACACUUAAAAUUACCGUAAACUUUUAUACUCUACACCCACAAGAUUUUUGUUUUUUAAGUGGUUGUAUUCCUUCAUCAUCCUCUGGUACCACUACAAGAGAAAAUGAUGAUAGGAUACUUCAGGUAAGCUGCUUUGCUAACAUAGGCAGAAGUUUAAUCAUUGUAAGGAUAGAAAGUAAUGCCUCAAAGUAAAUAACUUUACAUAAUGAGGAUGGAGCAAAGGUUAGGUCCUAGCUUGUUUCCUUUCUCUGAAGCUGAAACAGAAAUGCAGCUGUGCUGAACUGCAGGAGGCCAAAGCACCUUUGCUGCGUUGAACUGCGGGAUGCCAAGACUCCAACAACCUCUGCGGAGAGAUUAGUUUUGAGGCACAGUCCAGACUCUAGGAGUGGGUUUAGUUGUCUGCCCUGGGGGAGAAUAUAUUCGCAAUAUUUUUCUGCACAUUUAUUGAAAAACUUGGAAAAGAAGAUUAAGGAGUCACAUAUCUAAACAGUUAUUAGGGGCAACCAGGAAGUAUAGGAAGAGAGGAACGCAUUUUUGGCAUAAGAAGAAUCAGAAUCAUAAGGAAUAAAACAGAAGGGUCAGAAGCACACCCACACAUAAACAUGGACUUACCUUAUAUCCUUUAUUCUUGCUGCUCAUUCGCCUAAGGGACGUUACCCAAACACAACCCAACCCCGACAGGCUCUAUACUCCCUUUUCCCACUUUGGAAGGACAUACCUGAGAAUGCACACAUGCUUUUGGCAUAACCGUAACACAUUCUACUUUCUGGUAUAAAUACUUUCUUUAUCCUCUUCAGCUUUCAUCUUUACCUGAAAUUAUUAAGUGUUUCAUAUUGUCUGUGUCCCUGAUUUGAAUUAAAUUAACGUGGCCCUGCUCUUCCUGCAGGUUCUGCUUUCAGCAGAUGCACUUAUGGACCCUGCACCGGUGAGUGUCAGGUGUCCUGGAACUCUUGCUGCCACUCGUCCUGCCUUUGGUGUCUAGAGACUCUAGAUAAGCCCUUAAGCCCGCGUCAGAGGUUAUAUGGAGAGAGAGUCCCACUUUUGGCAAGCAGCAGGAGCUCUGUGACCUUUGAGGACGUGGCUGUGUACUUUUCCCAGGAGGAGUGGCGAUUUCUUAAUAAGGCUCAGAAACACUUGUACCGCGAUGUGAUGCUGGAGGUCUUUGCACUCAUUGCCUCACUGGGUGGCGGCCAGGGAGCACUGGAGGCGGCAGCACCCUCUGAGCAGAACGUGUCUGGAGGAAGGUCACAGAAGGCCUACGCCCAGGACUGUAGCCUGGACACAAACCCUGGCCAGACCGCCUGUGGGACGCAGGGGCAUGUUCACCAGCAUCCGAAGCGGCACAGUGUGGGGCAGCCCCUCAGAAGGAACUUGCAAAGCUGUGCCACCCACACAUCAGGGAAGCCCUUCCGUGCUAACUCAGGCCUUCUCCAACACCAGCUCCUUCACAGCCAGGAGACACCCCCUAAGACCACUGACUGCAUGGACUACCAGUGCAGUGACUGCGGGAAAGCCUUCUGUCGCAAAUACAGACUUGCUCAGCACCAGAGAGUGCACACCGGAGAGCGGCCUUAUGAGUGUGUUGAGUGUGGGAAAUCCUUCAGCUACAAACACAUACUUGUCCAGCACCGGAGAGUGCACACCGGGGAGCGGCCUUAUGAAUGCAGCGAGUGCAGCAAAGCCUUCAGUAACAAACCCACGCUGGUGCGCCACCAGAGGAUUCACACUGGAGAGAGGCCUUACGAAUGCAGCCACUGUGGGAAAUUCUUCAGCCAGAGCUCCAGCCUUAGUGAACACGAGAGAAUUCACACUGGGGCACGGCCUUACAAAUGUGGGGAGUGUGGGAAAUUCUUCACCUCCAACUCCAACCUAAUUAAACACCGGAGAGUGCACACGGGAACAAGGCCUUAUGAGUGCAGUGAGUGUGGGAAAUUCUUCAACCAAAGUCCCAGCCUCAUCAAGCACCAGAGAAUUCACACUGGUGAAAAGCCUUAUGAAUGUAGCGACUGUGGGAAACUCUUCAGCCAAAGCUCCACCCUCAUCAAGCACCAGAGAGUUCACAGCGGAGUAAGACCGUACAAGUGCAGCGACUGUGGGAAAGUCUUCAGCCAAAGUUUUGGCCUCACUCAACACCAGAGAGUUCAUAGCGCAGACAAACCCUAUGAGUGCAGUGGAGGCAGACAAUUCUCUAGCCAGAGCACACAACGGAAAGUCCUCGUGAAUGCGGCGGCAGCUGUGAUGAAGGCUUCAGCCACAAGUCUACUCUGAUGCACCCCCCAGCAAGUGCACAGCUCAACCCACCCUUACCAGUGCACCGAAUGUGGGAAAGCCUUCGGCUGGAGGUCUAAUCUCAUUUGACACCACAAAGUUCAUCCGGGAGAAAGGCCUUACAACAGAGGUGGAGAAUGAGCUGGACUAUUUAACACAGCAGCAUGCGGCACCCUGGGCGGUGAUGCUGUUCCUCACCUGUAUCUGCACGUGUCCCAACUUCAUAGGCAUUAGCGGGGGUAGAUGGAUGGUAUCAUGGCACCAAAUGUCUAGUUUUUUUGCCCCCAGGCCUUCUGGGAUAAGUCACUAAUCUUGUAAUCCAAAUGUUGUGGUUUUCUGUGGGUCUAGAGGUUUUCCUUGGAGGACAGUUGUAUUUUUUGGAUCAGCCUCUUUUCAUAGUGGAGGACACAUAUGACCCUGUUUGGUAUUACUGGUCUCCCUGGAACCCCUUUCAGUACAGCAGACUGGGGCUGGGAUGCCCCAUACCUCCCUGGGAUCGUGGAUUGUGCCUGGUUUAUAGGAAGGUUUUUGCAGAAAUUUUGAGGCCUUUAGAGCCAGCUGCUCCACUUAAAAGCAGAACUAGAACUCCAGACACCUUAAGGGAGAGGAAGUGUAAUUUUUAUGGCCCAUAGCCCCUACCUAUCCAGGGGAACUGCAGAGAUCCACACAAGCGGCCAUUCCUAAUCGGCCUGCAUCAUACUUAAAUUGUACUUUUCAUGGGGCUGGUUACUACAGGGCCAUGCACUGAACAAAGAUGCAACAGUUGGUAACUGCCCUCAGUAUGACCGAGAAGGAGGAAUAAGUGGGAAGAAUAAGUGGGGGGUGGGAAAGGGAGCAGGCUUCCCACCACAGGCCUGGGCGCCAGGACCCCACAGUCAUGAGUCAUGAUCUAAGGUAAAGGCAGUGCAUAAUGAUAGAGCUAUGUCACCCUCGGCCCGCAAGAACGACAAUCAGCCUGGUAUGGUGUUAAUGCUUCAUCUGUUUAUUUCAUCAACUUCCUUAGCUUAUAUGCGGCAGGGUGAC